Homarus americanus (American lobster) is the source of this 521-nucleotide messenger RNA. Its product is annotated as extensin-3-like. The record is from RefSeq and is a predicted model, not a curated record. The transcript has 3 exons. The annotation marks the transcript as partial. Lineage: Eukaryota; Metazoa; Arthropoda; Malacostraca; Decapoda; Nephropidae.
AUGUCUGCACCCGCCCCACACACCCGCAGCAUCACGUCCACACCCGCCCCACACCCGCAGUAUCAUGUCUACACCUGCCCCACCCGCAGUAUCAUGUCUCACCCGCCCACACCCGCAGUAUCAUGUCCACACCCGCCCCACACCCGCAGUAUCAUGUCCACACCCGCCCCACACCCGCAGUAUCAUGUCUACACCGCCCCACACCCGCAGUAUCAUGUCUACACCCGCCCCACACCCGGUAUCAUGUCUACACCCGCCCCACACCCGCAGUAUCAUGUCUACACCCGCCCCACACCCGCAGAGGUGACACAUAUAAGUGCUACUUCUUCAGGAGGUACCACAUAUAAGUGCUACUUCUUCGAGGUGACUCAUAUAAGUGUUACUUCUUCAGGAGGUGACACAUAUAAGUGCUACUUCUUCCAGAGGAGUGGCUUACAUAUAGAUGCUACUUCAUCAGGAGGUGACACAUAUAAGUGCUACUUCUUCAGGGGUGACACAUAUAAGUGCUACUUCUUCAGGAG